AUGAAUUCUCUAUAUUUACUAUGCUUGAUUGGACUAGCUUCAUCUGUGUUUUCAUUUCCUACUAAAGAGAAAAGUUAUAAUUUUGACAAUCACAAUGUCAGUCUAAUAAUAGAUACAGAAUGGGUAAGCCAACUUGAUAUUACGGAAGUGUCCAAAGUUAAUGACCCAAAUGCGAAGCUUAUUCUAUACAACAAUGUGACACAAAAUUUCCUCUUUUUCGGCUCCAAACCAAGAAAUCUACAUCUUGAGGCAGUAGAUUAUGCCGAUGUUUACAGCAAAAAAAAAGAUUAUUUUCCCAAUGUAGUAACAGAUAGUUUUACUAUUGAAGAUGGCAGUGUUGAAGUCGCUAUGAAGCUAGGAUCUUAUGGAGAAAUGCUUCGCAACAUCAAUUUUACUGAUUUAAAAAAAGUAUCGUACAUUGGUUACAACGUAACUUAUAUAACAGAAGUUAAUAUCACCUAUCCUUAUGAGAAAAGUAUUGAGGAAAUCCAUCAACAAUAUCCUGAAUUAAUUAAUAUCCAGAUGCCGCUAUUAGGAAAUGCUUUUUCAGGACAAAUACCUCUUGUAAAUGGUACAGGAUAUGACAGGACAACCUGCAAAUAUAGAAUCUGCACAACAGAUACAAAGCCUAUAAUAAAAAUGGAUACCUACUCUCUUUUUGAUAACGUAACUGUUAAUAACAUAUUAGAAGCUACUGUCAGUACUAUGGGUUAUAUCUAUAAUAAUGUUAAUGGCAAGAAUUACUUCCAAAACUUUAUAUAUAUUGAUGUGUCACAUAAUGUAGUUAUUGGUGAGCAGUAA
Messenger RNA from Psylliodes chrysocephalus, 801 nucleotides. Lineage: Eukaryota; Metazoa; Arthropoda; Insecta; Coleoptera; Chrysomelidae. The record is from the annotation of a GenBank genome assembly.